Messenger RNA from Crotalus tigris (Tiger rattlesnake), 14707 nucleotides. RefSeq names its product ubinuclein 2 (gene UBN2). Bases 2 to 4045 code for a protein of 1347 amino acids. The record is from RefSeq and is a predicted model, not a curated record. Gene Ontology annotation, cellular component: nucleus. NCBI's taxonomy places the organism in Eukaryota, Metazoa, Chordata, Lepidosauria, Squamata, Viperidae. The transcript is spliced from 17 exons.
GAUGAUGGCGGAGCCGCGUCGGGUACCGUUCAUUAGUCUGUCACCCGUGAGGCGACGAGAAGGUGAGUCUCCGGUGCUAGAGCGAGAGACUGGAGGGGGCCGCGAGGCAGAGCAGCCAUUAGCGCGUGAGGGCCUGAAAUUACCAGAUCAGCAGGAGCACCACCACCACCACCACCACUAUGAUAACAGUCGGGUAGAGCCGCCAUCGCAACCCUUCGAAUCUUGUCCUCGGCCAGAGUCUCACCCUGUGUCAUUACCGCGGGAGAUCAGUCGGCCUGAGCUGAUACCAAAGCCACCGCAGCCGCCACCCCACCGAGAGUCCCCAAGGCCAGAAGCACCGCCGCUGUCGUCUCAUCAGCAUCUAAAUCAAGACAACAACCGACAGGAACCGCCGCCGCCACCACUGGAUCAGACGAUUCGCUUUGAGUUGAUCUUGAAAGAUCCCACGGAGGAGAGCUGCGUGGAAUUCAGCUAUCCCGAGUUGCUAUGGAGUGGCAAGGCCCGGAAAAAAUCACUCAUUGAAGACCCAUUUGAUAAUGAAGAGCAUGAAAGGCAUGAAGUGGAAAUUCUGGCUAAGAAAUUUGAAACAAAAUAUGGUGGAAAGAUCCACAAACAUCGGAAGGACCGAGCUCAAGAUCUGAUAGAUAUGGGCUCUGGUUAUGAUGUAAAUGACCCUUUCAUCGAUAAUUCAGAAGCUUAUGAUGAACUAGUUCCUGCAUCCUUGACAACUAUAUAUGGAGGCUUCUACAUUAAUACUGGAAUUCUGCAAUUCCGCCAAGCAUCUGAUUCUGAAGAGGAGGAUUUUACAGGAAGCAAAAAGCAUAAACCACCUAAAUUAAGUAAAUUAAAAGAUGGUGACGACCGCAGCAUGAAGAAACGAAAGCGAAAAGAGGAAGAGGCAGAGAAGGAGAAAAAGUCUCGGAAAAUUAAAGUUACUAAGCAGUUGGGGGUAAUAGCAUUAAAUUCACACAAAUCUGAAAAGAAGAAGAAAAAAUUAUACAAGGAUUCUUUUUCACUGGCUGCUAUGAUCCGAAAAUUUCAGAAAGAGAAAGAAGCCUUUAAAAAAAAGGAGGUUAACCUGAAUCCCACAGUAGCAGCUACCUGUUCUACACCCAGUAAACUUCCUGUUGCUCCUGCCAUUGUUGGUAAUGAUAUGUCCGACUUGAAUCUCAGCAUUACAGAUCCAGUCCUUUCUAUUUUUGGCAGCAGUAAUGAACGUGAGCUCCUGCAGGAAGCUGAAAGUGCCCUGGAGAUGAUGGGAGACAUUGAUUUUGAUAGGUUGCUUGAUAGUACCUCUAAUGGAAGCCCGGUAUCUGAGCCUUUAGGAGAAAAUGGAAGUGUCACCCAGCCCCCCCACACUGCUGAGAUCCUGACACUGAAACAAGUGCCUGCCCUCCCAGAAGGUCUGCCAGGACAUCUAGAAAAGCGUAUUGAAGACCUUAGAAUUGCUGCCAAGCUCUUUGAUGAAGAAGGCAGAAAGAAAUUCUUUACACAGGACAUGAAUAAUAUCUUGCUUGAUAUUGAAAUGCAGCUGCAAGAAUUGAAUCCUACUUUCCGUAAUGGCGUGUAUUCCCAUCUUGAAGCUUUUGUGCCAUGCAAUAAAGACACAUUGAUAAAGCGUUUGAAGAAAUUGCAUUUCAAUGUCCAGGAUGAUCGCUUGAAGGAACCAUUGCAAAAAUUGAAGUUGGCUAUCAGCUGUGUCAUGCCUGAACAACUAUUCAAAUACCAGGAAGAUUGCCAGGCACACAGUCAAGCCAAGAAUGCCAAAAUACAAGCAGAAGAUGAGCGAGACAAGAAUGGUUCAGAAGAGGAAGAUGACGAGAAACCAGGAAAGAGGAUUGCAGGUCCAAGAAAAAAGUUCUACUGGGAUGAGACAGUGAGGACUUUGCUGUGUAAUCUUGUCAAGAUAAAGCUGGAUUGCUAUGAACUAGAGCCAAAUAAAAGUCAAUCUGCAGAAGAUUACCUCAAGACAUUUAUGGAGACAGAGGUGAAGCCUCUUUGGCCAAAAGGUUGGAUGCAAGCUAGGAUGCUCUUUAAAGAAAGCCGAAGUGUUCAUAAUCAUCUUACAUCUGCUCUAACAAAGAAGAAGGUGAUUCUGGCACCUAAACCCAAAGGAAAGGACUCUAGUCCAAAGAAGGAGCAGAGAGCAUGUCCCCCUUUUGCUUCAGCUUGUGUUCCUGCUUCAAGUACUAGCACACCUAUCAAUGCUGUAACCAGUUGUAUUUCAGCUCCAGAGACAAUUUGCCUAGAUGAUUCACUAGAUGAAGAUCUGUCAUUUAAUCCGCCUUCACUGGAUUCUGUUUCUGAUGCUCUGGCUGCUAUUAAUAAUGGAGUCAAGAGUUCUUCUGUUGUGUCCCCUGUGGACACAUGUGCUUCAAGACCUCGGACAGGGCUAAGAGAAGAGAAGUUGGCAAGCAUAAUGAGCAAAUUGCCUCUGUCAUCCUCAAAAAAGAUAGAGGCUGUUCAAACACAACAUUCAUCAAGUCUUAUAGCUGGACACACAGGACCGGUACCAAAGAAAUCCCAGGAUUUGCUUCAGACUGGUAUCUCUUCAGGCCUUAUUGCUGGAUCUUCAAUUCAAAAUCCUAAGGUUUCCUUGGAACCAUUGCCUGCCAAGCUUCUGCAGCAAGGGUUACAGAGGUCAAGUCAAAUACAAGCUGCUUCUUCCCAGACCCAUAUUUCUUCCUCCUGUAAAGGGCAAGCUACAGCUUCUCCUACUUCACAAAGGCCAAAGGAUACAGUUGUGCUUGUAACCUCCUCAGAAGUCCAAAACUGUGGCUCCUCAACAGUACAAGUGGCAAAAGUUCACCAGCAGUCCAUUGCCCAACAAAAAUAUGUGUCUCCUCUGCAAGUUACUAUUAGUAAAUCUCAAACCAAUCCUGUGGUAAAAUUAAGUAGCAAUCCCAAACUUGCCUGUUCUUCCCCAGUAACCAAGACUUCAGAUAAACCAGUAGUAUACCGCCUUCCUUUGUCUAAUGCCACUUCUGGGAGUUCCCAAAUGGUCCACCCACUUGUGUCUCGGACAACAUCCAGCACCUCUACCUCUAGUAAUUAUUUGGCCAAGGCCAUGGUAUCACACAUUUCUGCCCAGGGUUUCAAGCCUCCUUUCUCCAUGGUUCCCUCUCCUAAGCCAGCUGCCUCUCCCAAACCCCCAGCACCCAAGCCUUCUCUAACAUCCAAACCUACUGCAUCUCUUAAACUUCCCUCAUCUAAGACCACCUCUACAACCAAGCCCACAUCCUCCUCCAGUUCUUCCAGUCCAAGUACACUAAUAACCCAGAACAGUCACCCCAACAAUUCCCUUCAUAAACAGUCCAGUGGAGUAAGUGUCAACCGACAAUCUUCCACAAUAAAUUUACUUUCUUCUAACCGAACCUCAGGCCUUCAACCAGCAAAGAAUCCUCAAGCCCUUUCUAAAUUAUCCAGUUCCUCUGCCUCUGGAACUUCUGGCAAAAAUAACAUGAGUGGAGUUGGAUUAAAUGUACCUAUCAAUAGGGGAAGCGGCUUAAAUUCAAGUGGGGCUAGUAGGACUAAUCCCUCUGGAGCAGCAGGAAGUGGAGCACAGGGUGCUACUAAACAGUUAUCAACUCCACAUAGACCAUCUUCUGCCUCAGGGUCUACAGUUAUACCAGCCAGUGUACAGUCAACAACAGGUGCAUCAUUACUGGCAAAUGCUUCACCUUUGACUCUCAUGGCAUCACCAUUGUCUGUAACCAGUCAGAAUGUGACAUCUACUCCAUUGACUCCUUUUGGGAUGCUGGGAAGUCUUGUUCCAGUGACUAUGCCCUUUCAGUUUCCAUUGGAGCUUCUUAGCUUUGGAACAGAUACGGCUGGAGUGACAACCACCUCGGGAUCUACCUCAGCAGCUUUCCACCAUAGUCUAACUCAGAAUUUAUUGAAGGGUUUACAGUCAGGAGCUCAGCAUUCAGCAGCACUGUCUCAUACACCUCUGCCUGCUCAUUUGCAGCAAGCUUAUCCAGCAGCUUCUUCUGGGAACAGGGUGUUCAUAAAAACAUACAACAUAGCUGACAUUGUUGAUUCCUAGUCCCAUUGCCUGUCCUCAACAAUAUCUCUGAAUGCCAUUGUAAGUUGCUUAUCUUGUUAUGUCUCCAAUAUAGAAAAUAAUUUUUCUUUCCCAUGAAAAUGCAUUUAUUCUUAAAUUUUUAUUUCAAAGUCUUCGUAUUCAAAAGCAAAUAUUCCAACUUUUUCUGUGUUCAUAGUCUGUUUAAAACUUUCUACAGUCAAAAUUUGUCUUGUUUUUUGAGAUUUUAUUUUGAAUUCUUAAAUAAAUAAAAUAAAUUUUAUAAAGAUAAAAUUUAAUUUCUUAUAUUAAAGAUUUAAGGCACUCAGUAAAUGUUUCUAGCCUUGCCAUUUUGUAAGUGCCUUAACUUUUUAAAAAGAGUCAGUUUGAUCUAGUGGUUAAGAAAUCAGGCUAGUAACCUGAAGACCGUGAGUUUUAGUCCCACCUGAGGUACAAAGCCAGCUGGGUGAUCUUGGAUCAGUCAUAUCUCUCAGUCAUAGGAAAGAGGCAUUGGCAAACAACUUCUGAAAAAUUUUCUCAGACUUGUCCAGGCAGUCAUUGAGAAUUAGACACAAUUGAGUAAAAGGAAAAAAAAAAAAAAAAACAAUUAAAGCAGUUAAUAGACAAUUUCCAAAUGUGACUUGGAAGUGUGAACUUUGUGUCUAUUGAAGGCUUUCUAUUGCAGCUGGGCCAAAAGUAACACACACUAAUUUCUCAUUUCUCCCCUCCUUCAGAAACUGUUACCUUGGCGUCUCCUUGCGAGGAGCAGCCAUAUGGAACACAGCGUGGGCAAUCUUGCAUCCUCUCUUUCUCCAAAGAGGAUCAAAAGACUCAAUCUACUUGUCAGCUCCUUGUUCUCAGGCACAGUUGUCAGACUUCCAGUGAAGAAAUGGUUGCUUUAGAAUGCUUUAAAGGAAACAGACUAUCUGGAUCCCUUUAGUCAUGUUUCCAAUUUGGACAUGGAAUGAAAACAGUGUUAACUGCACUGAUUAAUUACCUUUGUUGGGCCCUAGAUGGAAAAUGUGUACUUCUUCUGAUCCUAUUAUGCAUUGAUAGGCUUCAGUACCAUUAACCAUGGUAUCCUGAUAGACUGCCUUUGGAGAUUGGAGGAUUUUAUGUUGUUCCAUUCCUUCCUGAGCAAACCAGUUGUGGGGGAAAAGAGACUGGUCUGAUAGCCUCUUACGUGCUCCAGGGUCCACUUCUCUGUGUUCUUUAAUACUUACUUGAAGGCAUUGGGAGUUCAUCAAUUUGGGGUGUGAUGUCAUCAAUACUUUGAUUAUUCCCAAUCAUACAUCACUUUCCUGGGCUGUGUUAGCAAUACUGUCUGGUUGAAGUCUUUUCUAAGUGUUUGAACUCAACCAAGACAUACCGGUAGUUGCUAUUUUUUCAAGGCUUUCACCCACAUGGCUGUUUCUUGGAAAUAUAACACUGGCUUUGAGAAACAGCAGAUCUGUGACUCGGUUCUCUUGGACUCAUGGGUGAGAAAUGGGGACUACAGUGUAUCAAUUGCUUGGAAGAGUUUCACAAUGGUAACUCAUGAUGUCAUCAAUACUUGGUUAAACUACUGCAAAGAACUGUUAGUGGGAAGUGGGAAAGGCCUCAAAGAUCAGGAAUGUUAGGAAGGCAAUGAUCGGAUAAAAAUAUCUUGAGCUCAGGUGAAGAAAGUAAGGUGAGAAAAAAAAAAUCCCCCCUCCCUAGUUCUCAUAGAGAUAGAGGGGAGGAGGAAACAGAUCAGAUUUGCAAGAUUUUUUUUUACUAUAGCUGUUACAGUAAGAGUAAUAUCUGCUUGAUAUUAAUUUUUGAGCCUGAUCUACCCUAUAGAACAGACAGGUACUUUAUAUGAGACUGCCUCUAAAAAUGAAAAAGGCAGCAAUCUGCCUGUUAACUGGCAAUAGAAGCCAGAAACCUGUGCUGUGGACCUAUUUUAAUUUCCUGUAAGUUUCUAGGUACAAUUUAAGGUACCUUUUUAAUCUAUAAAGCUUAACUUGGCUUGACACCAAGUUACCUUAAGAAACAUUUCCUUCAGAUAGAUAACAUGUACACUCUGGGAAAAAUUGCUUGCAAUUCUUUAUUUUUAUGAAGUUGGGGGGAAUAAAGCUGGGAGAAGUUGUUUCUUUUUCAUGACCUCCACUUUAUGAAAUAGGCUUCCCAUGAAAGUUAGAUUUACUUUGGUAUUAUUAAGCUUUCAAAAGUGAAUUAACUUAAGUAUUAAGAUGAUACUAUCAUGGGAUCUUUUAAAUGUUUCUUCAAUAUAGCUUGACUGUUGAUUGAUUGUGGCUAUCUGUGUGUUUGCUUGUUUAUAUAGGCUUUUUUUAACCAAGGAUGUUUAUUUUCUAUAUUUUGUGUACCACCAAAAGUCGCAUGAUUGCUUGGUAGAGAAAUUUAAUAAAUUAUCAUUUCUUUUUUAUGAAUUGCUUUCUCUUUUUCAUCCUCAAUUCUAGAUGGCCAAAGCAAAGUGGAUGCUAAGUUACAGAGGAAAACCCAGUGAUGUCCUGCUAAGGGAGUAAAUGUGGUUCUACUUUGCUGAUGGAGAAUGACCAGUUGGGAAAAUGCUUACAUGGACACAGAGCUGCUGUUUCUGUCAAUGUUUACAUAUUCUGAUCCUAAGCACUGUGGUGAGGACAAAAAAAAAAAAAAAUACUUGAUCAAAGAGAGAAGAAAAAGGAGGAAAGUGUUCUUAUAAAAAACUCAUAGUUUGAUUUUGUUUUCAGGACUGUUCUCAAAGCUUUUUAUCCCAAUUGUCUCAGAAAGGGUUGGCCAAACAGGUUCAGUUGUCAAACCUACAGCAACUCAAGCCUUUUUGCAGGCUGAUGUCUGGUAAAGAACUGUCAAAGGAAACUAAAAUAGACAUCUGUAUUCACCAUGCAAGUAAGGCCAACCAUUCGGUUCAGCCAUGUGGAGACCCCAGGGAAGUCUACAAGCUAUAGCAGUUAGAAACAUUCUCUGCGAGUUUGAAUAAGGUGAAGUAUAGAGGAGAAAAAGUGUUUAUAUCAGCAUAAAGGAAGUUCGCAUUUUCUGUACCCAAAAUCAAGGCUGCUUGUUUGCUCUUUGAAGAGCCUGAAGAUUAUACAUAAUUUAUUUUGAGUAAUAUUUUCCCUAGAUACUGUAACUGAUUAGGACAGAGAAUUUUGUAUUUCAGAUAAAGAUUUAAAAAAUGGAGGGUGUUUUGUAACCACACACAUUUCAGUGGAACUUAAAAUCUUCCUUUUAGUAUCAAAAAUGCAGAUAUAAGAUUAGCAUGAAUUGGCUUUAUCAGAGCAUACCUUUAUUUUCAGUAUCUUUAGCAGAAGGUUUAUUUUAUCACUUUUAGAUUUGCUGAACCAUUUCAGAGUUGCCUUAUUUUCCAUAUAUUAAUAGAAUGUAGAAAUAUUCCAUUUCUCUCCUUUGUGAAGAUAGUUCCGGAUUCUUCUUCCUCUUCUAUUGGCUUUGAGAAGAUAUGUGCUGUACUGAUUUCUUACAGCUUUUAAGUAAGACCUUUUAUCAGAACUGUUCAAAGCUCUCUCCAAAGAGUAUAGUUGAGGUGCCUUCUGUUUAGGCUUUAACAUUCUUAUUCCCAGUAUUCUUUAAAUCUGCUAAGCUGGGAGUUACUUGAUUUGUUGUUGCUUGAACAUACAACUUGUAGGCUGGCUUUGAUUUUGAAACCAAUAUGUUAGAGUCUAGGAAAGAAAUGUAGGAACUGCUUUGUAUUGCACUCAUUAAUUAAUGCAGAAGAAAUGUAUUUCAGGAUGUAAUUCUGGGAGAAAAAGUCAAAACAUUGGCACAUUAUGUUGUAAAAGUUUCAAUGGUGGUCAAGUCUAGAAAUCAUAGUUUAAUCCCCAAACUAAAGCCUUUUCUUUAAUUUAAAUCUGAUAUUUUAUUUUUUAGUAAGAGUUGGUUUUUAAACAUUCCUGGCGAUAUGGUCAUCAUCCAGCAAAAAUAUGUACAUAUGCCAGCAUGUUUAGCUGGAGGCUUCUUUGAUUCCAACCGCAAUCUCUUGCGCUGCUCUAAAGGGAAACCAUAUUUUAAAAAGACAACUAGCUGUAUCUAUUGAGUAGCAUUAAUUGCUACAGUUUGAAACUCAAUAAUAUAGUAUCUAUGGCUUCCUAUAGAAUUUUACUUCUUAUGUGCAUAUAGUUUUACUGUAUGGUGGCCAAGAUAACUCUUCUGCUGUUUUGUGACAGAUAUGUAUUUAGUUAUCAAGUUUACAAAGAUAUGUUAUUUCAUCUUACAAAGCCAGGUAGCUAAUCUUACUGAUUGAGAUUAUUACUUAUCAUAUUUGUAAAACGUGUAUAUUUAAAUAAUAUAUAAUAUAAACAUAGAAACUGAACGUUGGGUUGACCCUAUUUUUUAAAAAACUUGCACAAAAUAUGGAUUAAAAAUAGAGUCAAAUCAAUCUUGAAUAGAAGGUAAACAAAGGGCUUUUAAAAAGCAUAACUGUUUGAUAGUUUGGUAGAAGAAACUACAAAGUAUUUAGUUCAAAAUGUUUUUUACAUCUCCAAAGCAUUUGUUUCUUCUCCCUUCAAUAUUAAUUGGUUAAUUUUAUUCUCUUGAUUUACCUUCAUUUCAAGGUAAGGAAAAUAUUCUCCAUGAGCAUAUCCUACAAAUAGCCAAAUAUACAGUUCUUACUAAAGACUUACUGUUAUAUAAGUUGUUUCCUUUUGGCAACUCCAAAUCUGUGUAUUUAUGCAUGUACACACAUACACAUACAUAUAAAUAAAAAAUACAUUUGGAAGAAAACAGUUAAGAUAAAAAAAUUAUAUUUGGAACAAUGGUUUUAAAAGACAUAAAAAUAAAAAUCUCUUUAAAAAGGCAUACUGAGACCCUGACAUUCCAUAUUACAUUAUGAAAACUGAAUAUUAAGUAGUUAUUAACCUUUAAAUUUAGUUUUCCUUGAUAUACAAUGAUAGAAAGUGUGAAAGGUUAAACCAUUUUUAAAUAGGAAUUUACCUUUUGUUUCCACACAUUUUUUCCCUUUUAAAAAUAAUACACAGUACAGAAUAGAAUUAGUUAGGCAUCAAGUUUCUGAUUAUGUUUUUCCAUAAAUUUAAAGUAAAACAUUUGGUGGCAGAAAACGGUUUAUGUUUAUGUUAAAAGAGAGUGAAAAUGUUCUCAUAAAACCAAAUGACACAAAUGGCUUUCUUGUUGCUCUUCAAUAUUUCUAAUGUAGAAUUUAAUGAAAGCACAUUAAUUGAUUUGAAUUUAUGAUUCUUAUUACAUGGCAAUUGGGGCCUCUUUGUUUUGCUAAAUAUAUGAAGAGAGGUCAGCUCUUUUCAGCUUAAUAGUAAACUGGAGUAUUUGGAGACAUAAUGCCAUGAAAGAAGUGAUAGAAGACAAUUGCUAUUGAUGUACUCAAUAAAACAAGAUCUUUGUGAUUAGAAUAAAUCUAAAUGAUAACUUCAUGAGCUUCUCUACAAUGGAUAUAAGGACAUGAAGAAGAUAAUCAGAACUGAAAAGAGCAAAUAGAAUAUCAGCACCAUUACCAUGCAAGUGAGGUAUACUUCCUGCACAGCGAUUUUUAAUUUAGAUAUUUUCAACAGCCUAGUUUGUCUUAAAACGUAUUUGGAGAGUUAAAUAACUUUUAUGUUAAAUCUGUUCAGUAUUCACAAGCAAUAAAAGGUAAAGCUUUCAUUUCUGAAUUUAAAUUAUUUGAGACUUAGGGCUAAAAUAGUGAUCUUACACUGAGCCUCAAAUAUAAGCAAUAAUUUUGACAUACAGGUUUUGAAUUUCAGAAUCAUUUAAAUUAUGUGUUUCUUGUCCCAAUGGGAACAGUUAGCAAUUCCUUAGGUUAUCUUGGAUCUUUAUGAAGUAUGGAGAACAUGAACAAAGAAAUGUCUUAACAAUGCAUACUUCCAUCCCAAGGUAAUAUUUGAUGGCUUAAAAUCAUUCCUUUUUCAGCCUUUUACAUUGUCUUGUCUCCAGCAAGACAGAUGGGAAUGUUGAGUCAAAAUCUCAGGUGUGGGUGCUGUGGGUUUGACAUCUGUUUCCAUGAAAUUAGGGUUUAAUUUAUUCAAUAGGUUCUGAAUGGGGCAGAUAAUCAUGGUAUACUUCUUCAAACUCUUAGCUGACUAAUCCAACCUCCAUUUAACCUCUCCAUUUGAUCCAAAGCAGUUGAUAUGAAAAUAAUUCACAAAUCUCAAGCUACCAUCAGUUACAUUGAAUCAUAAUCAGAUGAUAGUUUGUUAGGACUCACAGUUAUUUACUAUGUUUGCUGCUACAUUCAUUAAAAUAUUUUGAUUAUAUUUAUAAAUAACAUUUAAAUCUAGUUUAUACAGUGAUUUUUAGAACUGUUUGCCCAGAAAAAAAUUAGGAUGUUAGUUUUUUGGAAUGUUGACAAAUGAUAUAAUUAUUACUCUUAUUUUUGAACUUUUCAGAAUAGUAGUGCAGGAAAAAAAAUCAUGAUAAAUUUUGGAAAGUUUUUUUUACCUAAGUAUCUUGUUAUGUUGGAGGACACAGAACACUUUUUAUUUUCCAAAAAGUUAACACCAAGUUUAAAAUAAUAAAUAGAUAUCAUAAAAUGUUUAUGCAAUUAUAAUUGUAUGACCUUUAGGUUUUUUUAUAUAUAUACUUUAGUUCUAUCGCUGAAUGGAGUUAAUUCUCCAAUUUACUUGAUUCAGGCUUUUGGUUAAGUGCCUUUUCUUUUUGUUCCCUCUUAUCCCCACAAAGUAUAUUCAGAAGUGUUUGGAGAUAUUUGGAAAGUCUUUGAUCCUGCCCAAAUGACUUUAUGUUGUUAAAAUAACUUUUACCCUUCUGUAAUUAGUGUUCAGUAUAUGUAAUGUUAUAACUGCUGUUGCAUAACUGUCAUUCUAUGUGCUUGUUCUUUGCACACAGCACUAUUUUCCUUAUGUUGAAUCUGUUUUUGUAGUAUUAAUGUUUACUUCUGAAAGUGAACUUUGGCACAAUUUAUAAACAGUGUAUUUGAGCAACUGUAAUGAAGUGGUUUAUAGUACACUAAGCCAUUUCCACUGGAGUUUCAGAUUGUAAUUUAAAAUUUCAGUCUGGAAAUUAUAAUACUAAACUGACCAUUCUAAAAUUUGGCAUUUUUCCCUGUAACAGAGAAAGAGCAGAAUAUUUCUUCACAUUAAAAAUGUUAUAAAUAAAUUAUAUUUGAAUGGUUACAGACUAGUAGACAAUGAAAUAUUUUAUAUUUCUUCAAUAAAAAUAUUUUCAUAUGGCCUAUCUCUGCUGCCUAAGAAGCCUACUGCUUCACCCUAGGAAGCUGCCUGUUGAUGGUGAUAGUGAUUCAGUCUUCUAAAUUAAAAUUUUAGUUUUCCAUGUACCAAAUACAGUGAGAGUUUCUUUGCAUUGCUCAGAUUCAUAUCUUUACAUAUUGUAAAACAAAAAUUUUCUAACAAAUUGGCUAAAUCAAAGAAUAGCAGUAUACUUUUAAGCAAAGAAUCAUAGCAAGAUUUCACUGUUUUUUUUACAAAAUCUGUUACAAAGAACUGUGACAAAUGUAAGAAUGCAACCUACCAAUCAAAAUAAGUAAUCAUACAUUUUUAAAAAAUUAUUAUAUUUGUAAAACUUUUAACUUUUUAAAACUAUAUUAUUACUAAGGUUCUACUGAUCUUUGAAACAAAUAUAAGUUGCAUUCUAUUUCAGAUCAAUUCUGAAUGGAUGGUUGAAUACUCAAAUAAUAUUGAAUACUGCUAGAAGUUAAAGUAUUAUCUUUUGUUCAGAUAAAGCAAUUUGGUAUGAUUGAGGAAUAUAAAGUAUUUUAUGUAAUUAGUAAACAUGUUUCUAAUUGCAGUGAUAGAUAAGAGAGGCGGUUGAAUUUCCUUCAAGAGUCUAAAGAAACUUCCUUAUAGCAAGAAAAUUCUUACUAGGAAGAAAGGGAUAAGUUGUCAUGCUGAAAUUUAUUGUAAACUAUAUAUUUGGUUUCCAGAAUUGAGUUUUUACAAUUUUGAACCAUUUGUUCCUAAUUUUUAAGAAUCAUUUUCUGAAUGCAUUUCUCAGGACACUAUUGCUUAGAGUUUUUUUUUUUCUUAUACCUUUUAACAAUUUUUAGAAGUUGGAGAAACUUAUGUUGACACUUGAAGAAAUCACUUAGAAUAAUCCAUUUAGAUAUGAAUUUGAUCUAGAUUUAAGCAUCUGGAAGAUGACUGGCAGAAGUGAAUGCCUCCAUAACAAUCAUUUCAGAUAUUGGAAAUAAUAUAGGUCAGGAUAAACUGUAAUAUGGAGAACUGAGGAAAGGAUACCUGAUGACCUAGAAGAACCUUCUGCAAACAACUCUUCUGCCAGCCCUCUUGCAGUUAUCUAAAUUUGAAUCCAUCACCAUAUGUAAAUAAUUACCAAUUGUUCUUUUAAUUGAAUUAUAUUUUCUUCAGCCAUGUCGGAAAACUAGGAUUCUCAUCACUUUCACCUGGGGCAAUUUUGGUACAAUGAAAUAUCUUUGUUCUACAUAACAAACACAUUUCUGGAGCUUUGUAUCCCAAUUAUAAUCUUUAAUCUUUGCAGUGCUCCUGAAACAAUAUAAGUAAUGUACAAUUUCUGUUACAAAAUUUUGCCUUUUACAAUACAUUUUAAUUUGGUGUGGUAAAAGGGAAAAUAUUUGAUUGUCUCGUCACACAUUGGAAUAGUUGGAAAAGCCAACUAAUUUAAAGUAAAGAUUGUAGGUAUGGCUCUCAGACCUUAGAGAUGGUUGGUCUUUAGUACAAUAGCAUUUUAUUUUCAGCACUGCCUUUCUCUGUAAUGCUUUCAUUUGAUUUUAGUACUUAGUACAACUGCUUAUUACAAAACUCUAUGUUUAGUAUGGCAGAUAUUUUCCCCUGGCUAUUGUUAAUAUCUACCCAAAGAAACAUGACAAAGCUUUUUGAAUGUGUGUAUUAUGAAAAUAUUUUUGUAAAAGUAAAAUUUAAAUAGCAGGAACAUUUUCACUAAUACAAUGAUAGGGUUCUGAGAGACUAAGAAAUUUUUAAAAUCUGAUGGUGCUAUCCUUUUAAUCAAACAUGCAGAUAUGGAAUAGAGAACAAUCUCCCAUUUGAAAUUAGUAAAUCUGUAAGUAAAUAAGUAAAUAUUUCACCUGUACAAAGAGGCUAGUUAGUUAAUUAGAUCUCCACCCAUAUGGAUUCUUCUUCAGAGAAGUGAUCUAAAUUUUUUUUCUUCCUUCUUUGGCACCUUUCAGCAACGGAUUGAAGAAUCCAGAGAUUUAAACAUCAUGUUAUGGAAGCUGGUGCACUUUUUUGCAUGUAUUUUCAGUCAAGAACAUUUACUUAAAAUAAUUUUAAUUUAAAUUGUUGAGCAGUGUUACAUAUUGGAUCCAUCUCUCAAACAUGUUUUAAUCAUAUUCAGUACCUAGGUAUCACAAUUUAAAAUUAAAAACAUAAUGUUAGGAUUUUCUAAGCUGUAAGAUAAAUUCUACAGUUGGAUAUUGAUGUGGUUAUAAAUCUGAAGCAUUACGCUGAACUUGUCAUUCUAGAAAAGAACAUGCUUUUCAUAAAUUGAUUCUAACAAUAGUGCAGUUAAAAAAGUCUAGAAAUUCUAUUUUAGUAUUUUUCUCCUGAUGGAAACAAUAUUUCUGAAUACUUUCUCAAUAUUCAGCAAAAAAAACCUUAAAAAAUAUCUAGUUAGCCAUAAAAAAACAAGGAGACUUCCUUAUUAAUUGACAGAAUUGAUCCACUGAUACUUAUGGAAUAUGGUUAUAGAUUUUCUAUGGACUUCUUUAAGGUACCUAUUUUUAUCAAGUAGUGGUGCUAAAAUUAUUCAUGCUGGUAAACAUAUCUGAAGCAGUUAUUCUGUUCUGUGUAUAGCUUGGCUCUAUCUUUGAACCUGAGUAUUUCUAAAAUUAGUGGAAGGUUUGAGCCAUCUGGGAAGAGUAUUUGUCUUCCUCAUGACAUGUUUUCCAUGCAACAAAUAUGUAGCUGCUCUCAGUAAGCGGGCUUGUAUAAUUAUACACAUUAUUUAGUUACUUGUGCCAACUGCUUUUUGACUUACUUUUUACAGAAAUGUGUUCUACCAACCUGAAAGAUUUAAAAGAAUGAAUUGAUCUUUUUCUCCUGUUUCAAUGAUUCCAAACACGAUGUUUGAAUUAUUAUUUUUUCCAUAAUAAUCUCAGGACCUGAAAGAUUGUAACAUAGUGUGUCUUAAAAGAUGUAUUGCACCAGCCAUGAAUUUUGUAAAUAACCCUUUCAUUCUCCUUUUUAUAAAUAUGUGUUUUAAAGUAUGUUAGGCUCUUUAUCAGAAGACCUGGUGCCUACUUACUUUCCAUGUAAAACUGGAGUACAGAAAAGGGGAAACUGCUGCCACAAAAAGCCUAUGCCAGUUCUGAAUGUAUAUUCAGGUCCUUUCCAGUUUCAAAAUACAAUUAAAUUUACUGGGAAACAAACCCUUUACUCUUAGUACAUUUUAUUAUACCAUGGGCCUGAAAACUAAAAGGGUGAAUAGCAUAUAUUUGCUCCAAAAACUCAUGGAUUGAGUUUUCUAGAAGAGUGAUUUUACUUCAAUGGUUUGCCUGCUUCUAUAAUCCAGAAAUUACUGUCUCAAUUUCACUUUUUCAAACAGGGUGUGGAUUAUUAUUAUUUUGACUGGAGGCUUUAUCUGAGAAUCCAUCUAUAGUUAACUAGCAGAUAUUUGAUGAGAAGUGCUCAGUUUGAGUGUUCAAACUGAGAGUAGAUGUGCCUGUCUUUAAAUGUGGCAGGAGUUUCAUGAGUGUUUUUCUUUUGUAUGUGUCAUGUGUCUGUGCUGUAUUAAAUAAAGAGGAAUGUACAUACA